CACAUCACUGUCCGCUCGAGUCCUCAACACUGUCGGUGUAGUUUGUCCUCAAGUUCGGCCCAAAGUCCUUCGCUCUACAGAUGGGAGGAAAGUUUCGAGCCCGCCGUGAUAGGGUGGCAGCGUGGGAGGGACAGGCGGCGGAGGGAUUCCGGGUGCGCGCGCUACGGCGGUCGGCGCGGAGCUUGUGGCGCCAGAAUUCGGAGCGCGGAAGAGCCUGAACGGCUGUUGCCUGGUUUCGGGUGCGUCUCCCGCCGCGGAGUCCCGGACGAGGAAGGAGAGAAGAUGGUGGUCCUCCGCAGCAGCCUAGAGCUGCACAGCCACCCCGCCGCCUCGGCCACGGACUCUCUGGACCUGUCCAGCGAGUUUCUCAGCUUGAAGCAGAUCGGCCGGAGGCGGCUCCGCUCGGCCGGCGCCGCUGAGCAGUCCGCCGUCACCGUGGCCGCCGCGGGCGAUCGGUCUUCAGUUAAGGAAGUUGAAACCUACCACCAGACACAUGCUUUAAGGUCCUUGAGAAAAAAUGCACAGAAUUCUUCAGAUUCUAGUUUUGAUAAGAAUGUGGAAAUAACGGAGGAACAUCCUAAUGGCAGGCAUUUUACAAGGCAGUUGGCCAGACAGCAGGCUGAUAAAAAAAAAGAAGAGUGCAAAGAAGACAAAGUAAUUACAGUUACUCGGUCAUUGAGGACUAGAAACAUAGUUCAAAAGACAGAAUGCUUGCAUGAAGAGAAUGGUGAUGUUGAAGUUCGCCGAAGUUGCAGGAUUAGAAGUCGUUAUGGUAGCAUGAACCAGUCUGUACUAUUUGACAAACUUAUAACAAACACUGCUGAAGCUGUACUUCAAAAAAUGGAUGAUAUGAAGAAGAUGCGUAGACAGCGAAUGAGAGAACUUGAAGACUUGAGAGCGUUUAAUGAAACAGAAGAAGGGAAUCUUAAUAUGUACACAAGAGGAAAACGAAAACGUAUUCAAAGAACUGAUGAAGAAACAACUGACAAUCAAGAAGGCAGUGUGGAGUCAUCUGAAGAGGGUGAAGACCAAGAAGAUGAAGAUGAUGGUGAAGAUGAAGAUGAUGAUGAAGAAGACGAUGUUGUAGAAGAUGAUGAUGAAGAAGAUGAUGAUGAAGAAGAUGAUGAUGAAGAAGAUGUUGAUGAUGAAGAUGACGAUGAUGAAGAUGAUGAUGAUGAAGAUGAAGAGGAUGGAGAAGAAGACAAUCAGAAACGAUAUUAUCUUAGACAGAGAAAAGCUACCGUUUACUAUCAGGCUCCACUGGAAAAACCUCGUCAUCAGAGAAAGCCCAACAUAUUUUAUAGUGGCCCAGCUUCUCCCACAAGACCAAGAUAUCGAUUAUCUUCUGCGGGACCAAGAAGUCCUUAUUGUAAACGAAUGAACAGGCGAAGGCAUGCAAUCCACAGUAGUGACUCUACUUCAUCUUCCUCUUCUGAAGAUGAACAACAAUUUGAGAGACGAAGAAAAAGGAGCCGCAAUAGAGCUAUCAACAGGUGCCUCCCACUAAAUUUUCGGAAAGAUGAAUUAAAAGGAAUUUAUAAAGAUCGAAUGAAAAUUGGAGGAAGCCUUGCUGAUGUUGAUCCAAUGCAACUAGAUUCUUCUGUGCGAUUUGAUAGUGUUGGUGGCUUGUCUAAUCAUAUUGCAGCUCUAAAAGAGAUGGUGGUGUUUCCAUUACUUUAUCCAGAAGUCUUUGAAAAAUUCAAAAUUCAACCUCCAAGAGGUUGUUUGUUUUAUGGUCCACCUGGAACUGGAAAAACUUUGGUUGCUAGAGCACUUGCCAAUGAAUGCAGUCAAGGGGAUAAAAGAGUAGCAUUUUUCAUGAGGAAAGGUGCUGAUUGUCUGAGCAAGUGGGUAGGAGAAUCUGAAAGACAGCUGCGAUUGCUAUUUGAUCAGGCCUAUCAGAUGCGCCCAUCAAUUAUUUUCUUUGAUGAAAUCGAUGGUCUGGCUCCAGUUCGAUCAAGCAGGCAAGAUCAAAUUCACAGUUCAAUUGUUUCCACCCUGCUAGCUCUUAUGGAUGGAUUGGACAGCAGAGGAGAAAUUGUCAUCAUUGGCGCUACCAACAGACUGGAUUCUAUUGAUCCUGCUUUACGAAGGCCUGGUCGUUUUGACAGAGAAUUCCUUUUUAGCCUACCUGAUAAAGAUGCUCGAAAAGAAAUUCUAAAGAUUCACACGAGGGAUUGGAAUCCUAAACCACUGGACAUAUUUCUAGAAGAACUAGCGGAAAACUGUGUUGGAUACUGUGGUGCAGAUAUUAAGUCAAUAUGUUCUGAGGCUGCUUUGUGUGCUCUGCGUCGACGCUACCCACAGAUCUAUACCACCAGUGAGAAACUACAGUUGGAUCUCUCUUCAAUUAAUAUCUCAGCUAAGGACUUUGAGGUAGCUAUGCAAAAGAUGAUACCAGCCUCCCAAAGAGCUGUGACAUCACCUGGGCAGGCACUGUCCACCAUUGUGAAACCACUCCUGCAAAACACUGUUCACAAGAUCUUAGAAGCUCUGCAGAGAGUCUUUCCACAUGCAGAAAUCAGAACUAAAAAGGCAUUAGACUCAGAUAUUUCUUGUCCUCUUUUAGAAAGUGACUUGGCAUACAGUGAUGAUGAUGUUCCAUCAGUAUAUGAAAAUGGACUUUCUCAAAAAUCCUUUAAUAAGGCAAAAGAAAAUUUUAAUUUUCUUCAUUUGAAUAGAAACGCUUGUUAUCAACCUAUGUCUUUUCGACCAAGAAUAUUGAUAGUAGGAGAACCAGGAUUUGGGCAAGGUUCUCAUUUAGCACCAGCUGUCAUCCAUGCUUUGGAAAAAUUUACAGUAUACACAUUAGACAUUCCCGUUCUUUUUGGAGUCAGUGCUACAUCUCCUGAAGAAACAUGUGCCCAGAUGAUUCGUGAAGCUAAGAAAACAGCACCAAGUAUAGUGUAUGUUCCUCAUAUUCACUUGUGGUGGGAAAUAGUUGGACCAACACUUAAAGCCACAUUUACCACAUUAUUACAGAAUAUUCCUUCUUUUGCUCCAGUUUUACUACUUGCAACUUCUGACAAACCCCAUUCUACUCUACCAGAAGAGGUGCAAGAAUUAUUUAUCCAUGAUUAUGGAGAAAUUUUUAAUGUCCAGUUGCCCAGUAAAGAAGAACGGACACAAUUUUUUGAAGAUUUAAUUCUAAAGCAAGCUGCUAAGCCUCCUAUAUCAAAAAAGAAAGCAGUUUUGCAGGCCUUGGAGGUACUCCCUGUAGCACCACCACCUGAACCAAGACCAUUGACAGCAGAAGAAGUGAAACGACUAGAAGAACAAGAAGAAGAUACAUUUAGAGAACUAAGGAUUUUUUUAAGAAAUGUUACACAUAGGCUUGCUAUUGACAAGCGAUUCAGAAUAUUUACUAAACCUGUUGACCCUGAUGAGGUUCCUGAUUAUGUCACUGUAAUAAAGCAACCAAUGGACCUUUCAUCUGUAAUCAGUAAAAUUGAUCUCCACAAGUAUCUGACUGUGAAAGACUAUUUGAGUGAUAUCGAUCUAAUCUGUAGUAAUGCUUUAGAAUACAAUCCAGAUAGAGAUCCUGGAGAUCGUCUUAUUAGACAUAGAGCCUGUGCUUUAAGAGAUACUGCCUAUGCAAUAAUUAAAGAAGAACUUGAUGAAGACUUUGAGCAGCUUUGUGAAGAAAUUCAGGAAUCUAGGAAGAAGAGAGGUUGUAGCUCUUCCAAAUAUGCCCCAUCUUACUACCAUGUAAUGCCAAAGCAAAAUUCCACUCCUGCUGGUGAUAGAAGACCAGAUCCAGAGAAAAAUGAAAAGCUGAAGACCCCCAGUACUCCUAUGGCUUGCAGCACUCCUGCUCAGUUGAAGAGAAAAAUCCGCAAAAAGUCGAAGUGGUACUUAGGCACCAUAACAAAACGAAGGAGGAUUUCACAGGCAAAAGAUGAUGGCCAAAAUGUCGUAGAUGACAAAAUUGAGAGUGAUACAGAGGAAAAUCAAGACACAAGUGUAGACCACAAUGAGGCUGGAAACACAGGGGAGUCUUCAAUGGAGGAAAAUGAAAAGCAGCAAAAUGCCUCUGAAAGCAAAAUAGAAUUGGGAAAUAAUAAUUCAAGUACUUGUUUUGAAAAUCAACUUGAAGAAUCUGGAAAGACUAUAGCAUGUACAGAAUUGAGGAAAGAUAAAAUCAUUUGCAAUGGAGAUGCUUCUGGCUCUCAGAUAACAGAUAUUUCUGAUGAAAAUGAAGCAAAAGAAAUGUGUGUUCUGCGAAUGACUCGAGCUAGACGUUCCCAAGUAGAGCAACAGCAGCUCAUCAGUGUUGAAAAGGCUUUGGCAAUUCUUUCUCAGCCUACACCCUCACUUGUUGUGGACCAUGAGCGAUUAAAAAAUCUUUUGAAGACUGUUGUUAGAAAAAGUCAAGAAUACAAUAUUUUUCACUUGGAAAAUUUGUAUGCUGUAAUCAGCCAGUGUAUUUAUCAGCAUCGCAGGGAUUAUGACAAAACAACACUUAUUCAGAAAAUGGAGCAAGAGAUAGAAAACUUCAGUUGUUCCAGAUCAUGAUGUCAUGGUACCAAAUAUUCUUUAUAUUACGUUCCUAUUUAAUUCACCUUUGUCAUGUUGACAUAACUGAUGCAAGAUGAAAUCCUGCAUCUUUAAGGAAAAGAUUAAAGUAGUAAAUAAAAAUAUUUAAACUUUUCCGAUAUUUAUAUACAUGUGUAAGAUAAAUUACAGAGAUAACUGAUAAAUAUUGGAAUUUUCAUUGAGUCACUGUAGUAUAGUAUUCCUGUGGUUAUCAGUAGUUAGAGUGUGGCCAACUCUUAAUAAAGUUAUUUUGAUAACUAAUGUUUAUGGCACUUAAGAGUAAUUAGUGACAUUGACAUUCUUUUGUUUUAAGCACUUUUAAUUUUAUCCUUCCUAAAAAUAGUUUAUUGUGUCAGACUAGAAACUUACUUAACCAUCGGCCUCUUUGCCAUCCUUUGUCAUCUUUGCUUUCUUCAAUGCCUAUCUCCCAUCUGCCUUUAGCAUCCCCACCUGUUCACCUAAAAGCUAGUGUUCGAGUAGUGAUUUGCAGGAGGGCCCUUGAACAACUUCUAGCUGCACCACAAUUCUGUACUUGAAGGUCAAAAUUAAUGCUUUUUAGAUAAACAUUUUUUAUAAUUCUCAUUUGGAUUAAUAAAAAUUUUAAAUAUUUUUUGGUUUACUUUUAUGAUUAUAUAUACAACAAAUGUAUUAAUGACUACUUUGUUAAACAUCUUUUUAAUAGCACGAAAUUUUUAUAUUUGAAAACUAUUUAUAUCCUUCUAAAUGUGUUUAGGUUGUAUUCUAUAGAUACCUUUUAUAUACAAUUAUGUAAAUAUUAUAAAUUUUGUAUUAAUGAUACCAAAAAUACAUUUCUUUCUUAAAGCAAUAAAAACAUUCACUGCCAUGCAUAUUCACUCCCUUCCCUGCCCCCACCAUGUUUUUUCUUUUUAGGAGACAUUCUACUAUUAGUUUGUGAAAUAGCUUCUGUUGGAAACUUCUUUUGAGGGGAAUAGUGGAUAAUGAUCUCAUAUGAGAGAUUCUGGAUUCUAAUACAGUUUCUGAGUUAAACUGCCUUUUGUUGUCAUUUUAUCUGGAUAUUGUAUUUAAAGCCUUC
This is a messenger RNA of Kogia breviceps (pygmy sperm whale), 5590 nucleotides long. It is a transcript of the gene ATAD2, whose product is annotated as ATPase family AAA domain containing 2. Gene Ontology annotation, cellular component: nucleus. Gene Ontology annotation, molecular function: ATP hydrolysis activity; histone binding; chromatin binding. Gene Ontology annotation, biological process: positive regulation of transcription by RNA polymerase II. The record is from RefSeq and is a predicted model, not a curated record. NCBI's taxonomy places the organism in Eukaryota, Metazoa, Chordata, Mammalia, Artiodactyla, Physeteridae.